Molecule: messenger RNA, 1903 nt
Organism: Manihot esculenta (cassava)
Lineage: Eukaryota; Viridiplantae; Streptophyta; Magnoliopsida; Malpighiales; Euphorbiaceae
Product: probable serine/threonine-protein kinase PBL9
Exons: 7
Coding region: 353-1567 (404 amino acids)
Biological process (GO): protein phosphorylation
Molecular function (GO): ATP binding; protein kinase activity
Source: RefSeq, a predicted model, not a curated record
AACGGUAGAGAGCAGUGGCUGCCGCUGCAGGGCUUAUCUGUUCUGACUUGACUCUGAAUUGUGUUUUUUAGGGAGAGACAGCCGAAGAGAGAUAUGGCAGGGCAGGGUAUAAAACGUUGGGCUUAAAGACGGGACCAGCCCGCCAUUUAUGCAAUUCUUUUCACCUUCCUCUAGCUCUAUAUUGAUUGCGCUACUAGUCAAGCUAAAGCUAAGCUCAAACCUCGUCAAUUUGCUCUCUCUCUCUGUCUCUCUUCCUUCUCUAUCUCUGCUUCCUUGUAUGUGAUUUGUUACUGGACUAACAAAAGGAGAGGAAGAAAGCUUCAAAAGGGUGCUAGUUUCUUGAUUUAAUUUUAUGGGAGGUUGCUUGAGCGCCCAAAUUAAAGCUGAGAGCUCAUGCAACACAGGGCUGAGCUCGAGGUAUGUUAGCACAGAUGGGAAUGAUCAUAGCUCGAGUAGCGAAGUCUCAUCAGUUUCAGUGCCACUAGCUCUUCGGACCGAAGGUCAGAUCUUGCAGUCCUCUAAUCUGAAGAGCUUCAGCUUUUCUGAUCUCAAGACUGCUACGAGAAAUUUUCGUCCUGAUAGUGUCUUAGGAGAAGGUGGUUUUGGUUCGGUUUUUAAGGGAUGGAUUGAUGAGCAUUCAUUUACUGCUGCCAAGCCUGGAACUGGACUGGUUAUUGCUGUGAAAAGACUUAACCAAGAGGGUUUCCAAGGGCACAAGGAGUGGUUGGCUGAAGUAAAUUAUCUGGGACAAUUUUAUCAUCCUCAUCUUGUGAAGCUGAUUGGCUACUGCUUAGAGGAUGAACACAGGCUUUUGGUAUAUGAGUUCAUGCCUCGAGGCAGCCUGGAAAAUCAUUUAUUUAGGAGAGGGUCUUAUUUCCAGCCUCUUUCUUGGAAUCUCCGCUUGAAGGUUGCUCUUGGUGCUGCCAAGGGGCUUGCAUUUCUUCAUAGUGCUGAAAAUAAAGUUAUAUAUCGGGACUUCAAGACUUCUAACAUUCUACUUGAUUCGAACUACAAUGCCAAGCUCUCUGAUUUUGGGUUGGCCAAGGAUGGGCCAACAGGUGAUAAGAGUCAUGUCUCGACCAGGGUUAUGGGUACCUAUGGAUAUGCAGCUCCGGAAUAUCUAGCCACGGGUCAUUUGUCUGCCAAGAGUGAUGUCUAUAGCUUUGGAGUUGUUUUGUUGGAGAUGUUAUCUGGAAGGAGAGCGAUCGAUAAAAAUCGGCCAUCUGGAGAACACAAUGUAGUGGAAUGGGCUAAACCCUAUCUGGCAAACAAACGAAAGAUUUUUCGAGUCCUGGACAAUCGUUUGGAAGGACAGUAUUCAAUGGAUGUUGCCUACAAGGCAGCUACCCUUGCAUCGCGUUGCAUUUCUAGUGAACCCAAGUUCCGGCCGAACAUGGAUGAGGUUGUUUCUUCGUUGGAACAACUCCAAGGUUCCAAAGAAACGGAAAGCACCAACACACCUUCAAGCAAUGCACGCAGACUUCGUAGACGAAGUGCAGAUGAUGCUAUUGGUGGAAAGACAGCAACUGCUUAUCCUCGACCGUCUGCUUCCCCUCUUUAUGCUUAAAAAUGGUACACCUUGACUAUACCUGUUUUCAUAUGUCAAUACAAUGCAGGCGGGUUAGCGACUAUAUCUGGUGAAUCAGGGCCAUUCAAGUAUACUUGUCAAAUGACUGUACAGUUCAUGGUUCAGCUAAUGUAUUGAAAAUCAACCUUCUGCUGACAAAAUCUGCUGAUCAGCCUGUAACACGAGUUUUCACAUUGUUGUAUCUUCCAGAUCUACCAAAAUGUAACACUUCUAUCAGGGAUGCAAUUGCUCUUGUAUGACGAUUGACGAGUUGGUUUUUUUUCUUCCACAGCCUAGCUGCUUGGAUUUGAUAUAUUUAAUAUUUAUUUUAUCACA